Molecule: messenger RNA, 1274 nt
Organism: Cercospora beticola
Lineage: Eukaryota; Fungi; Ascomycota; Dothideomycetes; Mycosphaerellales; Mycosphaerellaceae
Source: RefSeq, a predicted model, not a curated record
CUGCAAGGCCGAGAGGUCCUGUUGUAGCAAUAUGGAGAUACACAAUCUGAGGGCAGGUGCUCGGCGGUAAGUAUAUAGCUGUAUGUCUCCUUCCAUCUGAGCAGGGUAUCCCAGCAUCUACCUCAAUCACCGACUCGAGCUCUCAGCCCUUCCAACAAGUCAUUGUUGAUAAGGUAGCCUAACUAGUCUCUCACCCUACUCUGGACGCACCUCCAACACAAUGACACUCAUCCGGGAUCUCGUACUGGCUCUUGCCACACUCGCCACAUCGUCGAAUGCUCUCUGCCUACCACGCAGCGAGGACUCAAAGCCAGCACUGCCACUGAGCAAGAUCUCGAAUACCGGCUCAACACCUCUUCCCGUCCCCUCCAAAGACCCCAAAGCCAUCAUCCUAGGCCUCGGGUUCCAAAACUACACCUGCUCCUCCUCAUCUUCCACUUGGGUCCAAUCUACGAUCCAAGCCGGCGCCAUCGCCGACCUCUACGACAUCACCUCAAAGACAACAUCCAACACCGGCGACAGAUACAGCAAAUCCUCCCUCAAAGCUUUCGAAACCUGCCUCAAAGUAACAAAAUGCACUCCCACCACCGCCAACGGCUUCUGCGAUCGUUGCCACACAAUCAGCAGCGCCGCCUUCGCCUCCAAACGUGUCGGAGAACACUACUUUGAUCAAAUCAACGGCCUGCAGAUGCCAAAUUUCGCUCUUGACACGCUGAAAUGCUUCUUCUCGGGCAAGAAAGGCGGAGGCGUCAAAGCCCCUGCGAACGCUUACAAAGGGGCCAACGGUCUCGGUGCUGUCGACUGGCUCUACCUCGUCGACAACAACUCCGGACGAACUAAGGGAAUGACCAGCGUGUAUCGUGUUGAGACUGCCGGCGGCGUGGCACCUUCGAGCUGUUCGACACCUGGCAGCGCGAUGCAAGUUCCUUACGCCACGGAGUAUUGGUUCUACGACUAAUUGACAACGAUGCGCUGCGAUUGUUCAUUUGAUUUCACUUCUUACUAUACUUUGUACAUAAUUCUUGAGACACGGCCAGAAGAAUACCCACAGAUCAUGGCGGGCAAUUGAUUUUCGGACAGAUCACGACCAAGACAGACAGACAGCUAGACAGACAGACAGACAGUUCAUGAGAACGAGAUCACGGAACGGCAAAACGGCAUAUUUCGGCAGAAGGAUGCAUAUACGACGAAGGGUAGCGAAAAGCAGGGCGUUUUCUCUGUUGGUGGCUGAUGAAGAUAGACGAAUGAAAUGCGACCAACAUAUAUUCCAAAGC